CUCAGGCCGAUAGGCGCAUCGAAGCUGUCGAGCAGCAUCUCAUCGCUGCUGUGAUCGGUCAGAGUUCUGAGGCCCAACAUGUUGAAACCGGCCCAGUUCUGGAUGUGGCGCUGAUCGGUGUCGCCGUACCCGUAGGUGGGGUGAAAGAUAAGGGGAAGAAGCCGAAGAGGCAACGUGUUGAGCCUUCCGGCUCCAAGGCCCCUAGCGCCGUGCUGCCUACUCCAAGUCGCCCGGUUCCUGGAGGGAUAUGGCCCUUUAGGCUGGGGCGGAAUUACCAGCCCGCUCCUCAGGCGAGGCUGUUAAUCAUGCCCUGCUGCUGACCUUUGAGGCUGGGUUGAACCUGUUGCAGGCGGAGGCCGCUCGGGAGCAAGAUGCUGUCGAGGCCAAAAGGAGCGCUG
Molecule: messenger RNA, 398 nt
Organism: Cuscuta europaea
Lineage: Eukaryota; Viridiplantae; Streptophyta; Magnoliopsida; Solanales; Convolvulaceae
Source: the annotation of a GenBank genome assembly